AGCAGAAGUCUAUAGUAACUCCGUCACAGGCUCCUGCACCACCCAGUUACUCUCAGUCACCUGUCUCUGAUAAAGAUACAGCUCUGCAUUCUAACAGCUUUUUAUCCUGGUGCCUCCAUGGGAUUUUAGCAGCUCUGCAGUAGUUUUUUUUUUUUUUAAAUAGAAUUUUUGGGAGCUAGCUCUCAGGACUGGACUAUCAUUGACAUGGCUAUUAACACAGAUGCUCAGUACGAGAAGGAGCAGAGUGGCUCAGGUAACGCCUUGCCUGCAGACUCCCAUGAAACUGAGAAGCUUCUCACAUUUGUCUCAGAUGGUAAGGAGGAGAACGGCAUGAAAAAGUCCUUCUCUGUGACCAUGUCCAGUGAGAAGUCCAUGGCAGACCUAGAUCAGAAUGGGCACAGUCUUCCCUAUAAGUCUGUGUCUGCAGGACAGCUGGAGUCAGCCCCCCUUUCGCCAUCCAGAGCCAGCCUUGCCAGGGCUUCAUCUACAGCAACCACCACCGCCCAGGACCAGGGCAGACCAACCGAUUAUCUGGUCCUGGCCAUCUUCUCCUGCUUCUGCCCUGUUUGGCCAGUCAACAUAGUCGCACUGGUGUUCUCUAUCAUGUCACGAAACAGUUUGCAGCAAGGGGAUAUGGAUGGAGCUCGAAGAUUAGGAAGACUUGCCAGGCUACUGAGUGUUGUGUCCAUCUUACUGGGGAUUGUUAUUAUUAUUCUCUGCAUCCUCAGCUUUACAGUUUUCAGUUGAGAUGUUGCAUAGUGGGACAUCCGGACAUGGCCUGCCUUUCCUUCACACACAUUUUUUUAACCUCCUCACUGCAAGAAAAUCGUAAAUUUUCAAGGAUUGCUGGAGGAUGGAGCAGGCCCAGCUCUUCCUAAAGUCCAAGGGAUUGCAUGCAGCACUUUAUAACCCCUUGGGAGUCAAGAGAUGGAGUUCAGCAGCACACAACGUGAAGGACUUACUAUAGUGGAGUAGAGAGAUGCCCGGAGGAUUCUCCCCAACAGUAAAAGCUGAGAUUGGACAAGUGUGGAGGAGCAUCCUGGGAUUGGCACUCAGGUGACGGCACAAAUCAUGUUUUUAUUCCCAGCUUUUAUAUCAAAGGAAUGAAAGCUAUUGUCUGUAUUAAAUAAUAAAGCUGAAAACUGCCAUAAUAGGGUUGCAAAUAGUAAAAGACCGUAACACAGAAAGACGCUGUCUCCCCAUGUUUUGGAUGAUGAUGCUUCCUCGCUGACAAAUGGACUUUUAAUCUCUCUUUUUUUUUUAAAUAUAUUUUUGAUGAGCAAUUUGAAAACAAAUGUAGUCUUAUGCAUGGUGGUGCUUCUCUGUUGCAGGAAUCAACGCUUUUCUUUUGUUUGUAUUAUGCUGGACACUAAAACAUAGUCUGUAAUGCUGCUUACAGAAUACCGCGCACACACAUUCUAGAGAUAUCGGUGAGGGGUAUUUUAUUGGUUGUUAAAAAGACGCUGGCCUAGACUCUCCAUUCAGAAAGUGUCUCACAUUCUGCUAUCAUGAGGAGCAAAUUUACUAGGUAGGGGGCCGGCUUCUCUCUGGAAAGCCAUUCAAUUUUUUAGGUUACUGUCACACAAACUGAGUUGGUUUUGUAUCCUAAACACUGAAAAUCUUGUAUUCAUUUUAGUAGUGAUUUUAUUUUUAAAUUUUUUUAUCUGUAUCAUGCUUGGCAUUUAUAGAAGAGUCUCAUUUGUGCUCCAUCUCAUGACAGCUAGUUUGUUGGAUGAAAAUCACACACAUGAUAGGCUGAAUAUAAAGUUACCUGCUUUAGUUAAUCUAGUUUACUGGUGAUUAGAAAUUAUCUACCCAUGAUAUCCUGCAGUUAUGUCUGCUCUCUACAAAUCAAAUACUACCAUGCUCACAUAUUAUAUAGACUAAUGUUCUGGGUUAAAGGUAUAAGAAACACACAUUUUUUUCUUUCAUGAUUUAGAUAGAGUAUGCAAUAUUAAGCAACUUUCCAAUUUAAGAAAAUUUUCUUGGUAUCUUUAUUUGAAAAGAAGGAAUGCUUAAGAGAUGGUCCAUUUCUGGUUCAGAACCCUGGGUAGCACUUGCUGAUUGGUCGCUAUAAUGAUGCCAAGACAAUGAAGAAAUAUUGAUAAUAGGAGUAAAUGAGAAAGUUGCUUAAAAUUGCAUGCUCAAUCUGAAUCAUGAAGGACCCCCCCUCCCAAGAGGCAACCAUUUCAAAUAUCAUAGAGGGAGCUUGGAUAUGUCUGAAGAAAGCAUGUUGGAUACAUGUAUCUGUUACCCCUUUUAAUAUUUCUGUUGUGCCCUAUCAAGUAUUUCACCUGAAUUACAUUUGUAUAGAAUCAUCUUAGGCAACUCCACACUUCUUCUAUUCUGCCCUGUCAGUUCUAUUACCCCCUUUUCUUUCUGGAACAUAUUAGUAGUAUUAUGGCUUUCAAGCUUUAGUUAGGCUAAAUUGGAAAUAAUAUCUAGUAUUUAAUUAAUAUACUUAUAUUAAGUUAAUAUCAUAAAUCAUGACUAUUAAUGAAAGGGGUUAUUUUGGAUUAAAUAUAUUAAAAUUGUACUAUUUUUUUACAAACAUAAUGCAAUCAUAGCUACUCUAUUAAUUAAAUGAUGGUGUAUGUGCUGUUCAAAUUGCACAUGUUUUAUUAAAUAUUUGAGUGUA
Bombina bombina (fire-bellied toad) is the source of this 2638-nucleotide messenger RNA. RefSeq names its product trafficking regulator of GLUT4 (SLC2A4) 1 (gene TRARG1). Lineage: Eukaryota; Metazoa; Chordata; Amphibia; Anura; Bombinatoridae. Gene Ontology annotation, cellular component: membrane. The coding region runs from base 205 to 747 and encodes 180 amino acids. The transcript is spliced from 3 exons. The record is from RefSeq and is a predicted model, not a curated record.